GACAUCUCGCAGUCCCUCCACGCCACCGUUGAGAGGCAGGUUGUUGUUAUCCCAGCUUCAUGAGAGUAUCUCCGGGUCUGAGAGCAGCUCACCGACCGCAGGGACUCACCGCCGCUUCACGCUCUCACAACAGCGGGACUCAUCUUCACCUCAGCCCCUGUUUGCCUCCUCCGAUCCGGGGCUGUUCUCCUAGAGGUGUGUAAACACGGUGCACAGCCGCAGAUCUGUCAACAUUCGCCGGGUAACGUUGGAAAUUAGAAGCCCGUGAUGUUCAACCCCCACAUCCAUCAGCAGCAGCAGCAGCAGCAACAACAGCAGCAGCAGUUCCAUCAGCACCUGCGGCAGCUGCAGCAACUUUUCCAGCAGCAGCCUCCUCCUCCUCCUCCUCCGCAGCCGCCUCCGGGGCAUCAUGUCGCCCAUCACCACCACCAGAAUCAGCGAGCCCUUACCGGGCCUUCCCAGACAGCCAAUUCUCAAAGGAUGGUCAACCUGUGCCAAGCAACCCAGACAACCCUCCUCGCCCCCAAUCCCAUGCUUCAGGGGGCCUUACUGAUGCAGCAGAUGCAGGGUAACAUGCGCGGCUAUGGGAUGGGUGGGCAGCAGUUCCGUCAGUUCUUCGCUGCAGGGGCCAGGUCGUCUCUGCUCGGGCCGGUUCCCAUGGGCAUGGCCAUGAAGUCGCCCAUGAUGGGUUACCCAGCUGCACGAUCGUUUCAUCCACACGCUCGCUACUACAACAAUAACAGCAACACCGCAACAAUCACAACUACAGCUCCUUCUACAGCCUCCUCCUCCUCUUCAUCCAUCACCACAGACGCCAUCGCUCGCCAGCCAGACAGGAAGCCGGACGGUGAGCAGAUGGCAGCAGGAAGCACAGAAGCUGAACCAUUAGCUAGCAGCACCAGUGAUGCCCAUGAUAAGUCUGAAACAGAUGGUGAAGUGGGAGGAGUCGAUGGUGCCAUACAGAUAUUGGAUGAGGAACUUGAGGGACCUGCUGCGAAAAAGCAGAGAACAGAGGAGCCAGAGACGAUUGUUUUAGAUGCAGAGGGGGAGGUUCUCUCUUCAGAGAAUAACAGCAACACAGAGAACCAGAAUGAAGAUUGCACCAUUCUGGAAGAAGGAGGCUCUACAGGGGACUCAGAUGUUGUUGAGAUGAUGGAGGAGAGCCGAGCUGAUGAGGUGCAGACCUGUUUAUCUGCCCCGUCACCGUCUGGCGGGCUGAAUGAAGAUGGCCAGCAGGUUAAUUUACCCUCAGAAGAGAUGUCGCAGGGAAAAGACGACUCCCUGGGUUCACUGGGCAACCUGGACGAAGGGGAGGAGGGUGUAGCGGACAGCACCAACAAGUUCUACUGCUACCUCUGCAGCAUCACUUGCCACAGCCAGCAAAACUUCAGGAGUCAUAUGAACAGUGUAUCCCACCAGCAGAGGAUGAUGGAGAUCCAACACAUGAGCAACGCCUGUCUGGUCACACUGCUGCCCCGGGUGCAGGAGUCUCUACAGGGAGCAGUCCAAGAUGGAGAGAAAAAAGCCGACUUGAAGCGUUGGUGUGCCACCUGUCACACCCACUUCACCAGGGACGUCACGGACCACCGUCGCACCGAGGAGCACAAACUCGCCAGUAGAACCGCCAUCUCCUCCUGCAUGGUCUGCAAGAAACACUUCAGGAACGCUCAGAUUUUUGUUGAGCACUUGCAGUCCCAGGAGCACAAACAAAAAAUGGAGAAGCUCCAGGAAAAAGAAGGCUGUGAGGGCCUGGCCAAGCUGACUGCCAUGGACACAGACGGCUUUUCCCUGGAAGGGGAGCAGGAUAGUGAAGUUGAGGAGGAAGAGGAAAGGCAGAGGAAUGAAGAAGACCCAGAAUCUCCUGAGAAGCAGGACGACUGGUCAUCCCCUAAGGAGGUGACUCUAAAGAACAUGGCCAGCGAUGAGCAGUAUGACCCCGACACAGUCUACGGAUCCAGUUUCUUUGUUCCAGUGGCAGGUUUUAUUUGCAGACUUUGCAACAAGUUUUACCACUUUGAAUCUUCUGCCCUACACACCCACUGCAAAUCAAUGAUGCACUUUGAGAACCUCAAGAGGUCCAGAUCUUUGCUCAGUAAGAAGGAGGAAGCUGUUAGAGAAUCUCUCCUCGCUGCAGACAGCCUCAGACCUGUAACAGAAAACCCCACAGACUUGUCAGAAGAAAAUUCUCUCUCUGAUGACACUGGUUCAGUGACAAACUCCACACAGCCCCAAAUAACACUCUCAGAGACAGAAAACCAGCAGAAUGAGAAUGAACUGGAACCCGACCCAACAUCAAAUGACGCCAUCACCACCUCAGCGACCUGCGCUGGCAGCACAGACAAAGACCUCACCCUCCACAGCCAAGAGGAAGAGAGCUCAGCCCAGGCGUCUGUGCUCCAGGAGAGUCCUGCUGAGCUGUCCGCUGAAAGCAGAGAGGAGCCGGACUCCAUGCAGGCGGCUGUUGCUGAUGAUGUCAAUGAGGAGGAGCAGCUGGAGAUGGAAGCUCCUGCUGUUCCAGGGAAAAAGAACGGCACAGGGAAGGGAAAAGCUGCAGCCAAACGCAGGUCAGGGAGGGCAAACAGACGCUGAGACAAAAAGGUGCGGCGUGCAAAGACAGGACACCUGGUGCAACCUGAACACAGGAUGUGUCGAGGUUUCAAGAGGUGCUUUCAUCAAACAGCGCGACCAAGACGUGCACAACCCAGCCCCUCUCCAUGUUAGAAAAUGAAACGCACACAGACAAAUAGGAAGAUUGUUGAUGGUGAAUCCCUCUGCUAGGGUGGGAAAUUAACAGCUGGUAUCAAAAGCAUUGAUAGUGAGGUAGAAAAGCACGGUGUUGAGUGUGGUCACAGCCGUGGGAAAUUAAAUAGCAGCAAUCAGCAUGAGAUCAUGAUUGAGUUUGAACGACUCAACCCAAAACACCUGUUCAGUAGUUACACAUUAAUUAAAACUGCAUUCAUGUUGCUAGAAAUAAAAAUUACAUUUUAAAACAAGGAAAUCCCCCACUAAGAGAUCCAGCAGACAUAAUUAUUCUAUACAACAUACAAUUAUUCAGUCAGGCUUUGCGUAUGACAUGUGUUCACACUGGAAAAGUUACAUUAGUUUGUUUUUUUAAAUAUUUACCCUAACUAAAAAUCCUAUUGUUUUAAUUUGGGUUUGAUGGACACUUCUCUGCUACAGCUGCAAAACAACAAAUUGUUGUCUUAAAAACUAAAUUACAGGAAAACUUAGCCAUGAGACAUCUAUGGUCCUCUGGAUGAAUCCUAAUUUUGGUUAUCCUCUGCUGCCAGCAUUAACCUGUUAUUUAUCGAUGGCAUGGAUCUAUAAAGAGAUCCAACCACAAGGGUCACAUUUGUGGCUUUGAGAUGAAUUUCCUUGAAAUCAAAUACACACACCACUGACCCCCUCAAGAUAAACUGUAAUAACUUUGAUGAUGCCUGACUUUUCAUAUAUCACCAUCAUCCCAUUAAACUUGAAAAAAACUCAAUACUUGCACAUGGAACAACUUAAUGACAUUUCCUUUACCGCUCAGAAGCCAAGCUGUAAACUCAAAGCCUUGUUUUGACACUGACCGAAAAACUAGCUUCAGUAUACUUUGACUCUUGCAUGCUUAAUCUAAACACAAACACUUUUCAGUUCGUCCAAUCUAUAAUGAAAUCUUAAAUAAUUUUUGACACCAACAUUUCCUUUCUGAAUUUUCUCAUCUCUGUAAUAUCCUUUGAUGCCCAAAUCAACACUGUCUAGUCUUUUUUAAAGUGGCUGUAUUUAAAGAGAGUGACCAACAGGUUAAUUUCCCACCGUGCUGUCCUUAAGGAUCCUUUUUUUUUGCAAAUUGUCUACCUACCUAUAUGAAUUAUUGUUAAAUUAAAAUAGCGGAGACGUUUUCCACGUUGCUAACCACGUAGCACAUGCUUGUAGCGAGCUGAACUGUAGAAUGUAACCAAAUUAAGCUUGGGAGCAGGUGACAGCUUCUGAUUAAAAAGUGUUAAACUGAUA
Messenger RNA from Pleuronectes platessa (European plaice), 3996 nucleotides. RefSeq names its product cdkn1a interacting zinc finger protein 1a (gene ciz1a). Gene Ontology annotation, molecular function: nucleic acid binding; zinc ion binding. The transcript has 16 exons. Bases 268 to 2589 code for a protein of 773 amino acids. NCBI's taxonomy places the organism in Eukaryota, Metazoa, Chordata, Actinopteri, Pleuronectiformes, Pleuronectidae. The record is from RefSeq and is a predicted model, not a curated record. Gene Ontology annotation, cellular component: nucleus.